Molecule: messenger RNA, 2574 nt
Organism: Oryzias latipes (Japanese medaka)
Lineage: Eukaryota; Metazoa; Chordata; Actinopteri; Beloniformes; Adrianichthyidae
Source: RefSeq, a predicted model, not a curated record
CUCAGACGCGAAAGGCUCCGGCCUGCCUCUGAGGGUGCGGCCUGAGGAAAGGUUUUUUUUUUUUUUUUUCCCUCUCGAGCUUUCAGAAUUACAUGUGGAGCCAGCUUGGGGAGGGAACCGCGACAGCCAAAAGCUCAGCGGAAUGGAGAAAGAGUUGGCCUUCUAGCACUAAAUCUCUUAUUGUUUUUGCAAAUGAGCUGUCCACCUCAUGCUACUGUGAAUGUCGUGUGAGGUUUUCACUAGAUGUAAAAUAAAAAACAGAGCAAAAAAUCCAAAAGAACCCAAAAAUUAUUGUAAUUGUUUUAUUUUUUAUUUUUUGCAUGAUGAUUUUCUUUGUUGUGACUCGGGGAUGCCUCCUGAUGCAAAAGGCUCAUCGCGUUGGCCAGAAAGAGUUGCAUUCAGAAAGAGUUUUUCUCACUCGAGCUGUCAGAGAUACAAGCGGAGCCAGCCCGAAGAGGGAACAGAAACGGGCCACAGCUCAACGGUCUGCCUGCGGGCCGCUCUCAGACAAAGCACGAUCCAGCCUGCCUUCAGUCGCUCCCCUGCACGAUCCAGCCUGCCUCUCAUUCCCUCCCCUGCAGGCUCGUGUGCCUCAGACGCAAAAGGCUCCAGCCUUCCUCUGCGUUGGCCCCCCCUUGACACGAGCCUCCGUGUCUCUACUCCACACAGAGCCUGCCUGCGGGCCGCUCUCAGACAAAGCACGAUCCAGCCUGCCUUCAGUCGCUCCCCUGCACGAUCCAGCCUGCCUCUCAUUCCCUCCCCUGCAGGCUCGUGUGCCUCAGACGCAAAAGGCUCCAGCCUUCCUCUGCGUUGGCCCCCCCUUGACACGAGCCUCCGUGUCUCUACUCCACACAGAGCCUGCCUGCGGGCCGCUCUCAGACAAAGCACGAUCCAGCCUGCCUUCAGUCGCUCCCCUGCACGAUCCAGCCUGCCUCUCAUUCCCUCCCCUGCAGGCUCGUGUGCCUCAGACGCAAAAGGCUCCAGCCUUCCUCUGCGUUGGCCCCCCCUUGACACGAGCCUCCGUGUCUCUACUCCACACAGAGCCUGCCUGCGGGCCGCUCUCAGACAAAGCACGAUCCAGCCUGCCUUCAGUCGCUCCCCUGCGCGAUCCAGCCUGCCUCUCAUUCCCUCCCCUGCAGGCGUGUGUGCCUCAGACGCAAAAGGCUCCAGCCUUCCUCUGCGUUGGCCCCCCCUUGACACGAGCUUCAGUGUCUUUACUCCACACAGAGCCUGCCUGCGGGCGGCUCUCAGACAAAGCACGAUCCAGCCUGCCUUCAGUCGCUCCCCUGCACAAAUCCAGCCUGCCUCUCAUUCCCUCCCCUGCAGGCGUGUGUGCCUCAGACGCAAAAGGCUCCAGCCUUCCUCUGCGUUGGGCCCCCCCUUGACACGAGCCUCGCGGAAUGGAGAAAGAGUUGGCCUUCUAGCACUAAAUCUCUCAUUGUUUUUGCAAAUGAGCUCUCCAACUCAUGCUACUGUGAAUGUCGUGUGAGGUUUUCACUAGAUGUAAAAUAAAAAACAGAGCAAAAAAUCCAAAAGAACCCAAAAAUUAUUGUAAUUGUUUUAUUUUUUAUUUUUUGCAUGAUGAUUUUCUUUGUUGAGACUCGGGGAUGCCUUCUGAUGCAAAAGGCUCAUCGCGUUGGCCAGAAAGAGUUGAAUUCAGAAAGAGUUUUUCUCACUCGAGCUGUCAGAGAUACAAGCGGAGCCAGCCUGAAGAGGGAACAGAAACGGGCCACAGCUCAACGGUCUGCCUGCGGGCCGCUCUCAGACAAAGCACGAUCCAGCCUGCCUUCAGUCGCUCCCCUGCACAAAUCCAGCCUGCCUCUCAUUCCCUCCCCUGCAGGCGUGUGUGCCUCAGACGCAAAAGGCUCCAGCCUUCCUCUGCGUUGGGCCCCCCCUUGACACGAGCCUCGCGGAAUGGAGAAAGAGUUGGCCUUCUAGCACUAAAUCUCUCAUUGUUUUUGCAAAUGAGCUCUCCAACUCAUGCUACUGUGAAUGUCGUGUGAGGUUUUCACUAGAUGUAAAAUAAAAAACAGAGCAAAAAAUCCAAAAGAACCCAAAAAUUAUUGUAAUUGUUUUAUUUUUUAUUUUUUGCAUGAUGAUUUUCUUUGUUGAGACUCGGGGAUGCCUUCUGAUGCAAAAGGCUCAUCGCGUUGGCCAGAAAGAGUUGAAUUCAGAAAGAGUUUUUCUCACUCGAGCUGUCAGAGAUACAAGCGGAGCCAGCCUGAAGAGGGAACAGAAACGGGCCACAGCUCAACGGUCUGCCUGCGGGCCGCUCUCAGACAAAGCACGAUCCAGCCUGCCUUCAGUCGCUCCCCUGCACAAAUCCAGCCUGCCUCUCAUUCCCUCCCCUGCAGGCGUGUGUGCCUCAGACGCAAAAGGCUCCAGCCUUCCUCUGCGUUGGGCCCCCCCUUGACACGAGCCUCGCGGAAUGGAGAAAGAGUUGGCCUUCUAGCACUAAAUCUCUUAUUGUUUUUGCAAAUGAGCUCUCCAACUCAUGCUACUGUGAAUGUCGUGUGAGGUUUUCACUAGAUGUAAAAUAAAAAACAGAGCAAAAAAUCCAAAAGAACCCAAAAA